This is a messenger RNA of Suillus plorans, 1593 nucleotides long. RefSeq lists its product as uncharacterized. The record is from RefSeq and is a predicted model, not a curated record. NCBI's taxonomy places the organism in Eukaryota, Fungi, Basidiomycota, Agaricomycetes, Boletales, Suillaceae. The transcript has 8 exons. Bases 1 to 1593 code for a protein of 530 amino acids.
AUGUUUCAACGCGGAUAUCGUCUGCAUCUGCCCUCUGGUGAUGGCCAAAGUUUAGGGUUACCUUCGCAAGGAGCCCAGUCAUCGAGGCCGCGGUCAAACACGGGAACUUCAUUCACUAGGUCUGUCAGGGAUAGAAGUAUCACACCGGACCCAAGCGGCAGCAGGCAUUUAUCUGUUGGAGAACCCGGAAACAUUUCGCGGCCCCAAAGUUCUCGCUCUACUCAUGGCAAUGAGGGCAUAGAGAUACCUAGUCUGGGAAUUCAACCUCCCUCCAGCCCGACAUCGUCACUUGACGAGCCAAUCAGCAUAGGUGUUCGUCGACGCAGGGACAAUGAACCUUCCGACCAUGGGGAUCCCACCAAACUCACACCUCAACGUACAAAACGUUUGAAAAUGCAUGCGAAGAAGGGUUGUGACGAACAUGAGGUUCCACACGAAGAAGUUAUGACUUUCAUUGAUUCUGGCAGCAUUUUCUAUAUGCUCGUUGACCUGAAGAUCACCCUCGUCAAACUUUGUCAGGGAAACAAGGCCACGAGAAUGCAGGAAUUAAAAGAUGCGUUGGAAUUGAAGGACUUCGAGAAUGGACUUUACAACCGCUUGUUUGCUUGCAUGUUGUCACCGAAUCUCACAGCGUAUGUCACUGACACUCAGUGUCAUAUAAUGGACUUCAUCGUCAAGAAUAGGGAUGUCUUCAAAAUCCCCCCCGGACUUCUCGACGAUGUUGAGCUUAGAGCUCAGUUAGGCAAGGUGGUCACGAAGCUGCUCACAAAUAUUUGUUGUGCCAUCAAGACGGCUCUCACCACAUCGAUUGUCAAGCGCACGAGUGUUGCCGAUGUGACCAGGUCGCUUGCACGUAGUGGGUCUGGCAUGGAGGUUGAUUCUACUCACUGGAACAGGAUUUCACUACUGCGGCGUCUCCUGCGGAUUUUUCUCAUCGGUGUCAGCGAUUACAAAACCGCUUCCAUCAAGGACUUAUUUUCCCCUUACCUUGUUCCAUCGCUCAAGCAGGAUUUACGGGACAAAGUCACACGCGAGCUCAAUAUUGACGUUGAACAGCUUGAAAGGGAGCUAUUUGACGCUGAUUUCGAUAAUGCGCCUAGGACUGAUGUCAAUCCAAGUCAAGUCCCCACAGGCACUCAAGUCAAUGGCAGUCAUGCGUCCAGUGCUGGGAGGGACCAGAAUGAUCCUGACAUGACCUACGGACCGCUCACGGAUCAAAGUGGAGUGCAGCAGGAUGAUUUGGACACCAAUGGAGAGGACAACGAGUCAAACGUGAGCGGCAGUGCAAACGGUGUAGUUCUACUCGACGACCCACUUGACUCCGGAUUUGGACUGGUCGAAGGCAUGCCAAUGCGGUACAACAGUACAAUUAAGUUCUGGAACUUCGUCGACCACUCACUCUUAAUGAUGCGCAAGAUAGCUAUUGAAUCCUCCCCAAUCGUCACCAAGCAGGAAAAGGAAUUGCAAAAGUUGUUCAUCGAAAUUUUCCAAGCUGAUCUCGCUGAGUUUCCUGGUAGCAAGAAGGUCUCAAAGCUCAUUUCGAAGACCAACCCACGCUGGCAGACCACCAUUCAGUCCGGACUCAUUUGGUAA